CACAAUUUUACAGCAAAUAAAACAAUAUCGUACGACUGGAGUGAGUGAUUGAGUGAGUGGGCAGCUCACCUGUUAAUAUAAUUACCUUCUUCCUUCCUUGAACAAACCCUUUUUCUCAGGUUCGGUAUAAUCAUUCACACCAUUACCUCUCUCUCGAUUUUCUUGGAUUCCUACUUUUUCAAUUUUCCCGGAAAAUAUUUUACCGUCUGCUUCCCGAGAAACCAUUCUUUAUUAAUUUCCCUCUCUCUCUCUCUCUUUCUCUCUCUCUCUCUCUCUCUCUACUUUCCUAGAACAUUUCAGUUCUUUCACUCACUCCAAUCCUCCAAGAACCCAUCUUUCUUUCAUCCUUGCAUCCCCAGAAAAAUCCCACUUCUGGGUUUUCUUGACCACCCACUUAAUUCCCCCACCGAGCUAUCAGAGCUCCAAUGGCGGCCGAGAACGCGCUGAAAUCGAAGGAGGUGUCAGCCAUGAUCAAACAGGGCUUCAUCUCCGAUCAAACCCUCUCCUUCUCGCCGUCAAGAUCCCUCUCCAAGUUAUAUUCCCCCACCUCCUCGGCCUUCAAACCCCUCUCCUCCCCUCCUUCCCAACCGCCGCCGCCGCCGCCACCCCCACCGCCACCGCCGCCACCGCCACCGCAACUCGCCAGGACAACUCAGUCCCUGACUCGGGUGACCCAGUCCCAAACCCUCCACGAGAUGAUGUCCGACGGCCAGCACCGGAACUCCAAGCUCCUCCCGGACCGGAAGGUCCACGAGAAAGUCCACAGGCUCCUCCAAAACGCGCCAUUUCGGAACCCCAAUUGGGGAGGGCUGGUGUCCGGCGACGUCAGGCUGAUGGUGGUGGCCAAGGACGGGUUCAGGGUCUCGAUGGACGUGCACAAGAGCGUCCUGGAGGCGAAAAGCCGGUUCUUCGCCGAAAAACUCCGAAAAGAUCGGGGGGUUUCGCACUGCGUGGAGAUUUCGGACUGCGAUGAUGUGGAGGUGUAUGUGGAGGCUGUGGUUCUCAUGUAUUAUGAUGAUUUGAAGAGGAGGUUGAUGGGUGAGGAGGUCUCUAGGGUUUUGGGUUUGCUGAAGGUAUCUGCUGCUAUCAUGUUUGAUGAAGGGAUUACCUCAUGCCUGGAGUAUUUGGAAGCUGUUCCAUGGUCUGAGGAAGAAGAGGAGAAAGUUGUAUCGCAACUUGGUGAGCUCCAGCUUCAUGAAGACUUAGCCGGUGAAGUUCUUAUGAGAGUGUCAUCUGAACCGUCCAUUUCUGCAAGAGCCGAUGAUAUCUUCAUGAGAUUGCUGACCGGAGUUCUUCAUGCGAAGGAUGAUAGAGCUCGUCGGGAAAUAAAAACUCUCAUUUCUCGGUUGCUCAGAGAAGAUGCAGCCAGUGACGGCAACAUGAUUGAUGUCUCUAAAGAAACCCUUUACCAUCUUUGCCAUAGAUGUCUCAGUUCUCUUGUUCUGUGCUUAUCUGAAGCGACAUCCGCAGAUGAUGGCAGGCGGGAUCGCGGGGUUUUGAUGGCGGAGAUAGCGAGAGAGGCCGAUAACAUGCAGUGGAUUGUUGGUAUUCUGGUGGACAAGAAAAUGGGUGAUGAGUUUGUGAAGUUAUGGGCGGAUCAGAAGGAGCUUGCUGUCCUGCAUUCGAACAUUCCAACCAUGUACAGGCACGAAAUCAGUAGAAUCACUGCUCAGCUGUGCGUUGCAAUUGGGAGCAGGCAUUUGCUUGCGCCCAAAGAAACGAGAUUCUUGCUGCUAUCGACAUGGCUGGAAGCUCUGUAUGAAGACUUCGGAUGGAUGAGGAGGGCUUCUUCGAGGUCUUUUGAUAAGCAACUGGUUGAAGAGGGAAUAAGCCAGACAAUUCUCACGCUGCCAUUGCAGCAGCAGCAGACUAUUUUGCUUAAUUGGUUCGAUCGGUUUCUAAACAAGGGAGACGACUGCCCCAACAUUCGGAAGGCGUUCGAGGUUUGGUGGAGAAGAGCAUUUAUCAAACACGUAUCGGAGCACGAAAAUACCCAGGUAGAAAUAACUGUUUGUGACUACCCAAGCUGAAUAAAAUCGACACAGAAAUGUACAUGUACAUAAAAAGAUAUAUUUUGUUUCCUGUACCCGCUUUUGAUGAAAACUUUAGGUUUCGAAGAUCUUCAUUGCUGUGAAAAUCUUACGUAAAAAGAUAUAUUUUAUUU
This is a messenger RNA of Malus domestica (apple), 2164 nucleotides long. RefSeq names its product BTB/POZ domain-containing protein At5g60050. Gene Ontology annotation, molecular function: protein binding. The record is from RefSeq and is a predicted model, not a curated record. Lineage: Eukaryota; Viridiplantae; Streptophyta; Magnoliopsida; Rosales; Rosaceae.